CGAAACCUAGCAUCAACGAAAUCAAAUCCAAGAUUGACUAUGAAUUCAGCUGACCAAACAUCAAACUUAAUUAGCAUUGAGCACUUACUGAGAUAGUCUCCGAGAUUGAAUGUCGUAUUAGCAGCCCAAGGGAAGUCUUAUUGGUGGUGGAGUCGAAGAACCAGCCGGCGUCGCCGCCUACUGUAUGGUUGGUGUAAGUGUCCGCCGCCGCAGCUGCCAUGACUAGCAGAGCCGCCACAAUCAGCCGGAGAUUGGUCGCUGCCAUCAGUGAGGGCUGUUCGGAUGAAUGCUGGUAAUAUGGUUUUAUAAAAGAUACUGGGUCGGGUCUGGUCUGGAUGGUUCCGGGUCCGGGCUUCCCUUGUAGUUAGGGUUUUUGAAGAAUUAAUAAAACUCUCUCUCUCUGAGUUGAAGAGAAGCAGCAUUCCCACACUACACGUAAUAGCAGGUGAAAUUAAUGGGGGGAAAGGCGAUAAGAAGGAGAGAGAAGAACUACAGAGCUGCUCAUGACGGCGGGAACAGCACCCGUCUCCCGCCGCCACCUGUUGCUUCCUCCAUUGAUGCUCUCCCGUCAAAACUUCGCAAAUUGAUGUCCUUUGCAGGAUCUGCAAAGGAACCACUGAAUUUUGGGAAGAAAAAAAUAGGAGAUGGAGCUGAUAAGGCAGCUCGUUCGGUAGAAGGAACGGAAUCUAGUACUGCAGGGAUGAAAAGAAAAAGAGAUGGUAAGGAUUUGAUGGAACAACAAAAGGGGCAAGGAGAUGAAGACCCUGAAAUGAGCAAGAACGAGAAGAAGAAAAAGAAGAGGAAAAGUAAAGUAGCUGAUGACCUCCGGUUUAAGGCAUUGGAUACACCAGCUGCUGGUUCCCGGAAAAAAGAGCGAAAAAAGAAGCUGUUGGAAGCAAAAAAGAAGAAACAACAGAAGGUCCAGACAGAAGAUGACAUGGACUUUCGUGGCCGUGAAGAAAUUAAGUUUGGGGAUAUCGUUCAGGCACCUCCGAAGUUAACUGCUGUUCCCAAGUUGUCCAAGGCAGCUGGAGUCCAUGAUGCUUCACAAGAAAGGCUUCGUUUACAGGCAGUCGAAGCCUACAGAAAACGUAAAGGAUGGGAAUCAAGGCCAGGGGUUAAGCUUUCUGCACCUGUGACUACAACAAGUUUCUUUUAACUGCUCAGCAAACAGGCACAGGAUUACUUGACCUUCUCCUUAAUCUCAUUACAUCUACGUCCGUACAAUACAGUCAAUAUCUAUACUGGAAGAUGGAAAUCAUGGAAGUGUAGGAAGAGUGUCAUUUUCCAUGAUUUCUGUUGACCUAUAACUGUAGAUAUCCUGUACCUGUGAUGAGAGCUAGUCGAGAGUUGAUGUAAGAACAAUUCUAUUAUUUUCACUAUAGUUUAAAUCAGAAGCUUUUUAUUUAUCUUA
Molecule: messenger RNA, 1414 nt
Organism: Salvia splendens (bonfire salvia)
Lineage: Eukaryota; Viridiplantae; Streptophyta; Magnoliopsida; Lamiales; Lamiaceae
Product: coiled-coil domain-containing protein 137
Exons: 6
Coding region: 455-1159 (234 amino acids)
Source: RefSeq, a predicted model, not a curated record